AUGGAGACUGUUCAAGAGAUAGAAGAUAAACUAAACAAUCUCGGAGAAGAAAUAAUCGAGAACAGAAAUAUUAUAGACAGAAUCAAUGCAGAAAUUUCUUUAUAUUUGAGUCCAAAACUAAAGCACAUCACUUUUUCUGAUUCAGUUCCUGUGAAAUUGAAAAUUGACAGAUCUUUGGCUCUUCUUGGAAAAAUUGAUGAAGCGCUAGCAAAAGAUGAGAACACCAUAGAAGCAAGAGCAAAUUUAAAUACAUUAAUAAAGUUCCUUGAAGUUGAAAAAAAAUCUCAUGAAGAGAUUAAUUAUGAAUUGCAGAUUCCUAGCAAGUUUCACCAUUUAAGCACUGGAUUAUUAUUGAAAGAAGUAUCCUCUAGAGUUCAGCUAGCAGAAAUUAGAAAAAAUCCUUCGAAAAUGAAUUAUUUCGUGACUUUUAUUUUUGCCGCACUUUUAGGCAUUGGGGCGAGCUAUUUGAUUAAUUAUAUAUAUAGGCUGAUUUUUAAGUAA
Molecule: messenger RNA, 501 nt
Organism: Blepharisma stoltei
Lineage: Eukaryota; Ciliophora; Heterotrichea; Heterotrichida; Blepharismidae
Source: the annotation of a GenBank genome assembly